AUGGAUCCUCAACACCACCUUCGAAAUCACUCCUUAGACCCUGAUCCCCAACUUCCCUCCAUUAAAAUUCACCAUCCAGCCUCCCCUCGCCACCCCUCCGCUACCACCCCCGUCGCCACCCCCACUCCCACUGCUGGCGCCCGCCGCAAGGUUGGCGUCGCCGUCGACCUCUCCGAAGAGAGUGCUUUUGCUGUCCGCUGGGCUGUCCAACACUACCUUCGUCCUGGCGAUGCUGUUAUUCUUCUCCAUGUCAGCCCUACUUCCGUGCUCUUCGGCGCCGAUUGGGGCUCCAUCGAUAUUUCUCUCAACACUGUUGAUGAUAAUCCCGACGAUGAGGAUGCAGCUGAUGGUGAAAACAAUCAAAAUCAGAACCGGGCCGAGCGGUCGAAGCGUAAAUUGGAGGACGAUUUUGAUGCCUUUACUGCCUCGAAAGCUGCCGAUCUAGCCAAACCUAUUAAAGAUGCUCAAAUUCCUUACAAGAUUCACAUAGUGAAGGAUCAUGACAUGAGAGAGAGGCUGUGUUUGGAAGUUGAGAGAUUAGGGCUCAAUGCCCUAAUCAUGGGAAGUCGCGGCUUUGGUGCAGCGAAGCGCGGUACCGACGGCGGCCUUGGGAGCGUUAGCGACUAUUGCGUUCAUCAUUGUGUUUGUCCUGUGGUGGUGGUUCGGUUUCCGGAUGAGAAGGACGGCGGUUUUAGCGGCAGUGCUGCGGUGGCUCUGAAGGAUGAAGGCGACUCUGAGAUGAAGUCUGAAACUUCGGAAGCGGCAGAGUCUUAAGGUUAGACAUCUCUGUUUGUCGUGAUUGCUUCUUGUAUUUUAAUGGGUUUUCUUGGUUUGUUUUCUGAAGCUUGAAGCGAUUAUCAGCUGUAGUUUAGUUUUCCAUUUGGAACAAAGUUGAUGUAUAUCAGAAUGCUAUGAAAUUUGCUGGAUACGUACCACUUUCAUGUUUGUUUUGAGAGGUUUGUCUAUGGCGGACUUGUUUCUGUUCUCCAUUUCAAUAACUUAAUGUAAUAUGUUAUAUGUAGUUGAACACGGAACAUAUUGUGUGUUGAUUGUAUAUAUUUUCAUUUGGAUUGGGGAAAUUUUUGGAA
Molecule: messenger RNA, 1088 nt
Organism: Cucumis melo (muskmelon)
Lineage: Eukaryota; Viridiplantae; Streptophyta; Magnoliopsida; Cucurbitales; Cucurbitaceae
Product: universal stress protein PHOS32-like
Source: RefSeq, a predicted model, not a curated record